UAUUAAAGAAAUUGAGUAUUUAUAUGUUGUUCUCUGCAGGGUUGAAAGAAAGAAAGAAAGAAAGAAAGAAAGAACUGAAGCGAGGGAAGUGUUCCCGCCAUGGGAAUAGAGCGCGUGCAGUGUGACUAUGUCUCUCUGGACGAAACCUUCGAAAUUGGAAAAGAGAAGUAUCACGGUCAACAGUACUGCCAUAUUUACUUCGCACGCCUUCAUUUGAUGCGGACUCUCUUGUAUUCACUCGUUCCUCACUGGAAACCUAAUUUUCCCGUGUGCACGGUGUUGGAAUUGGAAGAGGGCAAGGAAUGUGUCAUUGUUGGAACCCUCUACAAACACAUGCAGCUCAAACCUCGCGUACUUGAUGAGUAUUCUAAGCAGAAAUCAGUGGUUCCACUUGUCAAGCCACAUAACUUCAUGCACUCUGAUGAUUACCUAGUUUUGGAAGAUGAAAGUGGGCGGGUUAAGCUCAGCGGAAAUAUCAUUCCGCCUGAAUAUGUAACAGGAAUUGUGGUCGCUGUACUUGGAAAGGAAAGUGGGGCAGGUGACUUUUUGGUUCAGGAUGUACUAGAUGCUGGCUUACCCCCACAGAUAGAAUUCCCCCUUAAAUCAGGGGAAGACAAAUACGUUGUUCUUGUGUCAGGUUUAAGUGUUGGUAGCAGCACCUCUAAUCCUCUUCAGUUUCAGCUUCUCAUUGAUCAUAUUACGGGGCAUUUAGGGGAUGAGAAGGCACAACUUUUUGCAUCAAAAAUUGUUCAAGUUGUCUUUGCUGGGAAUUUAGUUGAGAUACCUCACAGAAUUCUUAAUGGACAGAAUUUGGCUUCAGAAGAUUUUGCAAGAAUGUCUGAGCCAAUAAGGGAGCUAGACAUUCUGUUGAGUCAGAUAGCUGCUGGUUUGCCUUUGGAUAUUAUGCCAGGACCCAGUGACCCUGCGAAUUUCUCAUUGCCACAACAGUCAUUGCAUGAAUGCCUUUUCCCUGGGUCGUCAUCGUAUAAUACUUUCAGAUCCUGUACAAAUCCUCAUUCUUUUGAGCUUGAUAAUGUCAGGUUUCUUGGGACAUCCGGUCAAAAUGUAGAUGAUCUUGACAAAUAUUCAGAUGCAAAAGAUAAACUUGAAUUCAUGGAAAGGACAUUAAGAUGGAGGCAUUUAGCACCCACCGCACCUAAUACUCUUGGGUGCUUUCCUUUUACUGAGAGAGAUCCUUUCUUCAUUGAGAGUUGUCCUCACGUUUACUUUGUUGGAAAUCAAGAUAAAUUUGAAACUCGUAUCAUAAAGGGAUCAGAAGGGCAGUUGGUGAGACUCAUAUGUGUUCCUAAAUUCAGUGAAACUGGAGUUGCUGUUAUGGCAAUGGAUUGUUGUCCCUCUGAACGUACUAACGAGACUCACUUUAGGCAUUUCAUUGCAGUCUAUUUAAUCUUUAGAAUGGGUUUCUAAAUGAUUAAAAGCUAAAAAUAUGGUUCAUAGCUAGAAUUUCAAUGUUAUCUGAAAAUUUAAAAGAACUAUCAUCUGAAAAUUAUGUUGUUACUCUUUUGACAAUUUUCUAUACGUGAAAGAUUCAUGAAAGAUUUUGGUGUUGGCCUGUGCCAGAGAUAACUGGGUAUUUCCAAUUAUUUUGGUUACGGAUUAGUCACGUGAGACAAAUAGGUUUUGGUAUGUAGAUUGUCUUUUUCUACCAUUAUGGACAACGGCAAUAUUUCCUCCAAGGUCCCUUAGCCCCAGCUGUACGAUGGUUGAUAUGGUUUCCAGUUGGGUUGAAGACAAUGCUUGUAAAUCAGUUAAUUUUGAAAUUUAAUGAAUAAAAUAAUAAAGCCCUUUGCAAAAUUUUUAGCUGCUCGUGUUAUUGACUGUUAAUAUGCCAAGAACUUUACCGACCUAGCUAGUAAUCUCUUGUCUUCUCUGAAAAAGAAGUUUUAGUUCGAUCCUACAUGGCUGUCACUGAUGCUAUUCUGGAAUGAUUUAUAUUUGAUGAAAAUGUAGUUAAGAGCAAUAUUCUGUAGGAUUACUAUUGCUGAAGGUUGUUUUCUUUGCUUAAUG
This is a messenger RNA of Vigna umbellata (rice bean), 2028 nucleotides long. The record is from RefSeq and is a predicted model, not a curated record. NCBI's taxonomy places the organism in Eukaryota, Viridiplantae, Streptophyta, Magnoliopsida, Fabales, Fabaceae.